AUGGCCAAAAAGAAUAAUAACAAUGGUAAAGACAACAAAAAUAAAAACAUCAAUGUUAAUUCUGAUGGUUUAAUAUUAAUUCCACCACCUAAAUCAUUGGCAGCAUCAGAGGGUAUCUUGACCACUAAAAGUGCUGAUCAUUAUGGUAGAAUUAAUUAUCUAUUCCAAUUAUCUAAUUUUAUGAAAUCCAAGGAUAUUAUUAUGCCAAAUACUAGUUUCAAAUCUACUUCAACAGUAACACCUACUAAUAUGAAGAACACUCAUCUAAAAGAUAAUAAUUCUAAUAACGCUGAUGUUCGUUUGAAUGAUAUUUUAAGCUCUUUGUAUAAUUUGCAAAUACCUAAGAUUCAAACAAAAAUGAAGCUACAAUUAUCACCCAACAUGAAAAGACAGAUUUGUCCUCUUUGUAGUGAACUAUUAAUACCUGGUUUGAGCUUAAAAUUGAAAGUAGUCAAUUGGAAUCAUGCUAAAAUAAACAAACACAGAGCCCAUGGGCCUACCACGAAAAGUUUUCUUAAUGUAAAGAAACCCGGUAAAAAGAAUCAGAAAAACAAUGUUUUGUUAUGGAAAUGUACAAAAUGUGGCAAGAUAGUCAAAAAGUUUCCUAUUGGUCAAGAUUUAUUUUAUCAGCCAUUUUAUGAAAAAAAUAUCGUUAAAUACAUAAACGAUAUGGCUGAAGGAAAUAAUGAACUUAAACUUAAACGGGAUGGCGAAGAAAGUAAGAAAAAAGAAGAAGGUGAGGGGGGGGAGGGGGAAAGAGUAAGUAAAUAA
Messenger RNA from Saccharomycodes ludwigii, 771 nucleotides. RefSeq names its product ribonuclease P protein subunit RPR2 (gene RPR2). The transcript has a single exon. Gene Ontology annotation, cellular component: nucleolar ribonuclease P complex. The coding region runs from base 1 to 771 and encodes 256 amino acids. Gene Ontology annotation, biological process: tRNA processing. The record is from RefSeq and is a predicted model, not a curated record. Lineage: Eukaryota; Fungi; Ascomycota; Saccharomycetes; Saccharomycodales; Saccharomycodaceae.